This is a messenger RNA of Penicillium bovifimosum, 3408 nucleotides long. Its product is annotated as NACHT and Ankyrin domain protein. Gene Ontology annotation, molecular function: protein binding. NCBI's taxonomy places the organism in Eukaryota, Fungi, Ascomycota, Eurotiomycetes, Eurotiales, Aspergillaceae. The coding region runs from base 1 to 3408 and encodes 1135 amino acids. The transcript has 6 exons. The record is from RefSeq and is a predicted model, not a curated record.
AUGGCCGAUGGCCCAAUUAUCCGGGGCCGGCUCGCCCGUGUCACUCGGUCUAUUCGGGCAGUUAUGCGCUGUCUCGGCGGAAGCAGAGAAUCUCAAGAUGGCGCACAACGAGCGAUGUUGGUUUUGUGUGAGCUGCUUGAUAUGUUAUGUCGUCUCCAGGAUCAACUGAACUGGGCAGAAGAGAAAUGGGUCGUGGAACCCUCGCGUCUGCGUAAUCUCGACGAGGUCAUCCGUUACUUCGAAUCGACGAUUGGGACAUUUGAGACAUAUUUCCAGCCAGGUGGUGUCAGCGCUCGAUCUUUCAGGAAGCGCUUGUUGGAAAAUACCUUCGUCCCUAGGUUGGAGCAUUUCAAGGUUAUGAUGAUCUUGAUCAUGCAACCUGAGUCUCGAGAGAAGUCCCGAGUCGAAGCGAGACUCCGAAGAAUACUGCGGCAAUUUUACGAGACCGACUCCGACUCAAUAAGACCCAGCGCACCAAACCCCGAUGACUACCAUCCUAUCACAAGCCCCGGCGCCGGAAAGACCUUUCUCGCGUCCGCCAUCAUCGACAACUUACAGAAUACAUUCACAUCUGCAGAUGUGGCAGUAGUAUUUAUCUUCGGUCAUGACGAGACGGACGAGGACACCACGCCCGUGGGGUUUCUUGACAAGAUACUUGCGCAGCUUGUAUAUCGGAAGCGGACCCCUUCACUCGUCACUGCUGCAUUGUAUCAAUCCAAAUCCUUUGCGGAGGGAAAAGUUCCUGCGAAAGCGUAUCAGGACGCUAUCCGGGCUGAGGUCAACAGGUUCUCUCGAGUGAUGUUCGUCAUCGAUGGAAUCGAUAUGGACGUUGACAGGGAACGAAUUCUGAAUCGUCUUCAAAAACUCCCAGAUCAUGCACAGCUUCUUGUUACCAUGCGAGAAUCCAAGCACUCAUUCAAGGACGAGCAUAUAUCCGUCUUAGCUACCCAUGAGGAUCUUGGAACCUAUGUGUCCGCUCUGAUUGAACAAGAUGAAGGGCUGACCGCUCUGUUGAAGCAAUAUCCCCCUGAGCUAAAAGCUGCUGUUAUUCGGCAAGUUUCUCUGAAGUCACAUGGCCUGUUUCUAUUGGCCCGGCUACAUAUCGAUAUAUUGUCGCGAUGCAACGAUGGGAGCCUGCUACAAAUGUCUCUCGCUCAUCUGCCUGAGAAUUUGAACGAUGCUUACGGCGAGUCUAUGACCCGCAUUGUUAGCCAGAACCCCUUCGCUAGUCGCUGUCUUUACUGGACGUUGUAUGCUCAGAGACCUCUAUCUGUCUCGGAACUGAUCUUUGCGGCAACCUUCGAGCUACAAGGAAACAGCGCUUCCGCUUCCAAAGAAACUUCUUCUUCUGCGCAAACUGUGCUUCAUGAGACUGCCGGCUUACUGACCAUUGAUGCAAUGACUGGGACCGUCCACUUGGUUCACAAAACGGCUAAGGAAUAUCUCAGUGGACCUGCAGCUCGGGUGUUUUUUCCUACUGCUAAGGGUAAUAUUGCAGAUGUAUGCCUCUCGGUCAUUACACCCGAUGAAGUAGUGGACGAUUGCUAUGUCACUCAAGGAGCGACUCCUCGCAAACCCCGCGGUAAGCUACUUGAUUAUGCCACGGCUUUCUGGGGAGAUCAUGCUCGUGAAGUUAGUGAAGAUGAGCAAACGACGCAAGUGCUCAUCCGAGCGUUCCUCAACAAGCUUUGCUGGAGGCGGCCGCCAAUAGCAGAACCUUGCAAUUUCGUGCUUGAAAUGCCGAAGCAACUAGGUUUUGGAAAGUACUUCCCCGACUGGACCUCUCUGCAUGUGCUUGCUUUCUUCGGCAUCAUUGGCAAGGCGAGACGCCUGAUUGAUCAGGGUGCUGAUGUCAACGACUGUGAUAAUCAAAUCGGCGUCACCCCUUUGCACUGUGCGGUCUACCGCGGCCAUGAGGAGAUGGUGGAAAUGCUCCUCAAUUCCGAAGCGAAUAUCAACGCCACUUGCAAGAAGGGAAAAACCGUUCUGCACAUAGCUGGAGAACAAGGGCACCGAAAACUCAUCAAGUUUUUGCUUCAUCGACGAGCCAAGUCCAGAAUAGCAGAUAAGGAAGGCGCAACAGCUCUUCAGACAGCUAUCGGGACAACCCAUGAUGAAGCAACGGUUUCACUUCUGAUCAGAAGUCGAUUUGACAUGGAUGUUCAAAACACGGUCACUGGAAACACUUCGCUUCAUCUAGCGGUUGAAUUGAGGCGACCACGAAUCCUCGCCUUCCUUCUAGAGAAAGGGGCCAGUAUGAACGUGCUGAACCGAGACGGUAUCACGGCUCUUCAGAUGGCUUGCGAAACAGACAAUUGUGAAUCAGUGUCUCUCUUCCUAGAACGUGGCGCUCAGCUCGAAACUCGCUCCGCGCACGGAGUCACUGCAUUACACCUCGCUGCUUCGAAAGGCCACUGGGUCGCAUUUGAUCUGAUGAUCAUUGGGGGUGCAGACAUUAACGCAUGGGAUAGCUAUGGCGACUCCCUGCUUCAUAAGCAGGCACGUGCGUCUUCCACAACUUCAGCUGCGGCACAUUUACUCGCUCAAGGCGCGAACAUAGAAGCCUGUAACUCCCGGGGCUACACACCAUUACAAUGUGCUGCCGCUACAGGAAACAGAGACAUGUUCCUUUUCCUGGUGGAACAGGGAGCGCGGCUAGAUGUUCAAACUGCCAAGGGAGAAACUCUUCUUCACAUCACGCCCCCUCUCAACGAUGGCUGUCUUGACAUUGUGGAGGCACUACUUAACUUUCGAUUUAGUGCUAAUGCAACAACUAGCAGUGGCCGCACACCUCUGCAUCACCUUGUUAUUAAUGCUUGCGACUCAUCGGAUUCCUCGGCUGAGAAUAUUGCCAGUUUCCUCUCAUUACUCCUCUCCCACGGGGCAAACAUCAAUGCCCCUGUGGCAUCUUGUUACGCCGAGACAGCACUUCAUUUAGCAGUGACGAUUAAUUCGCCACGCGAGUCACUAGUAUCACUGCUUAUCGAGAAUGGUGCAUCGCUUGAUGUAAGAACAACUGAUGGCAGAACCCCAUUACAUUUGGCGGCAGAGCGAGGCCGAUUCAAUAUUUCCCAAAUCCUUUUAGAUGCGGGUGCAGAUUCCUCUAUUAAAGAUCCCGGUGAAACACCAACGAAUGACAAGGUCAAAGGGGACGGUCAGACAGCAUCAGAUCUCGCCCACCAAAUUCCAGUCAGUAUGCUGUGGUUCGAUGAUACAGGCCCGCUGCAGCCACUACCACCGCCACAGCAGCGCCGAAGUCUAGCCACGACUAUCUACUCGAUUGACGUUGGCUCCGAAGUCGAAGAGAUAGGAGGCUCGACUUUGGUUGGUGAAGAUGGCUCGAUUUGGGGAUCGCGAGCAUCAACUACUUCGACAAGCCAUACAUCCACCGCGUCUUCUUCUUGUUGA